CUAACCGAAAAAAUUGAUUAUAAACUAUUCAAUUCCGCGUAAUGAAGAUAAACAGAUCGGCAUUAUCAAUAUCUUAUUUAUACCAAAAGUUAUUGUUAACACAUCCAGUCGAGGUUAAGAUGUUUGUUAUACCGUUGUUAAUUUUCAGUUUUAGCCUUAAUUUUCCAUCAAUAGUAACCGCGGGUUAUUCGUAUUCGACCUGUAAUUCUUUUGAAAAAUAUAUUUUACGGAAAAGUUGUAAUAAAAAAUAUUUGGUUCCUCAAUCGGAAGUAGAAAACAGGGGCGGAGUGGCGAGUUGUAAUUAUUUCGAGAAAUACAUUUUGCGUAAAAGCGAAUGUUUUGAUUCAGAUGAAAACGGAAAAGAAGAUGGACAGUAUUAUAGCAAAUGUAACAGUUUAGAAAAACGUUUAUUAAGUAAAGAAUUUUGUAAAUAUAAUCCUGAUGAAGUGCUUGAUGUGCCUCAAAUCAUUGCUAGACAUGGAUAUUUAUCCGAAACACACACAGUCGUGACGGAAGACGGUUAUAUUUUAAAAAUCCAUAGAAUUCCGAAAAAGAAAAAUGGUCCCAGGUCUAGACAACCGGUACUUCUACAGCAUGGCAUAUUAGGAAGCAGUGCAGAUUGGAUCAUCAAUGGAAACAAUUCGUUAGCAUACCUUCUAGCUGAUCAAGGUUAUGAUGUUUGGUUAGGAAAUGCAAGAGGAAAUGAUUAUUCAAGAGGACAUGUUUCAUUACCAAUUAACACUGCACAAUACUGGAAUUUUAGUUUUCACGAAAUGGGAACGAAAGAUCUACCAACAGUUCUUUAUUAUAUAAGUAAUACAACCAAUAGUUUUGGCGAUAUUAUUUACAUUGGACAUUCAAUGGGUACGACCAUUUUUUUCGCAUUCGCUUCAGAAAAUCCAGAAGCUGCUAAGAACGUCAAAAUGAUGGCUGGAAUGGGAGCUGUGGCGUAUUUGACGCAUAUGAAGUCACCGAUAAGAUAUUUAGCGCCGUUUUCUCACGAUUUAGAGUGGCUGGAGAAAUAUUUAGGAUUUCAUCAAUUUCUACCAAAUAAUAAGAUUCUAAGACUCCUGUCGUACCAAUGCGAGCUUUUCAAUAUAGACGCGACAAUUUGCGAAAAUGUCAUAUUCUCUAUUUGCGGUUUUAACAAGGAAGAAUUUAAUACUGCGAUUCUUCCAGUUUUAUUAAGCAAAGAUCCAGCGGGCGCUUCCACGAAGUCAAUCGUACAUUACGCCCAAGAAGUUAGAAACGGUGGUGCUUUUCAGCAAUUUGAUUACGGUACUAAGGGAAAUCUUAUUAAGUACGGUACUAAAUUCCCACCUAAAUACAAUCUAAGCAACAUCAAUCCACCCGUAUUUCUCAUCUAUGGAAUGAACGAUUGGCUGGCAAAUUACACAGAUGUGAUUCGUUUGGGACGCGAACUCAAAAACUUGGUGGGUCUCUACAAGGUCCCGAUGGAUUCUUUUAAUCAUGUGGAUUAUAUUUUCGGGAAAGAUGCCGAAAAACUUGUUUAUCGACCGUUAAUGAAGGUUUUAAAGAAAUACUCUACUUUUUGAGAUUAUGUUCAGAUUACUUAAUGAUUUGUUUUCUAGUUUUAAUAGUUAUUAAUAGACAAAAAAAAAGUUUUUUAUUUUUCUAUUCCAUGUAGAUAUUUCCAGUUUUUUGAGAGCUAUAUAUUUACUCGAGAAUUAUAAGGAUUGAUU
Messenger RNA from Psylliodes chrysocephalus, 1703 nucleotides. Lineage: Eukaryota; Metazoa; Arthropoda; Insecta; Coleoptera; Chrysomelidae. The record is from the annotation of a GenBank genome assembly.